AUGGGUGUCUUGAGCUGCAUGAAGUACCUGAUGUUCAUCUUCAACGUGCUGGUGUUUGCUGGGGGAAUGUGCCUGGCAGGCAUGGGAGUCUGGGUGGCCGUGGACCCGGCUGGUUUCCAGGACAUCGUGGCCACCAGGGCCGUGCUGAGCGCAGGAGCGUGGCUGCUGCUGGUCGUGGGCAUCGCUCUGUCCCUGCUGGGCUUCCUGGGCUGCUGCGGGGCCCUGCGCCGGAGCCGCCCGCUCCUGCUGCUGUUCUUCAUCCUCGUCAGCCUCGUCUUCCUCAUGCAGCUCAUUGGGGCCGUUCUCUUCCUGGUGCACUGGAAACAGGUCCAGCCCGAGCACUUCCUGUUUGAGCUGCAGAGGAACUAUGGUGGGGACGAGGGUGCUGAGGUGUUCUCCACAGCCUGGAACACCCUCAUGGUCACGUUCUCGUGCUGUGGUGUUUUAGGACCCGAAGAUUUUGGGAACGGCUCCCGCUUCCAAGAGCUGCACCCAGGGAUGCCAUGGCCACGGGCAUGCUGUGCCCGGGAUGGGCUUCUGCAGGUGGGAGAACUCCUGGGCUGGGAGCAGUGCCAGGAGAGAAGCCCUGGCUACAUCCAUGAGCAGAUCUUUGCCAUGUUCUUCGCCUUCUGCCUUUACUACAACUUCGACUGA
Molecule: messenger RNA, 654 nt
Organism: Camarhynchus parvulus
Lineage: Eukaryota; Metazoa; Chordata; Aves; Passeriformes; Thraupidae
Product: tetraspanin-18-like
Exons: 6
Coding region: 1-654 (217 amino acids)
Cellular component (GO): membrane
Source: RefSeq, a predicted model, not a curated record